UAAAACAAAGACUUGUCCUCCCUUUCACUUCACUUCAUUCCAUUUGUUGGAGUUUCAACCCGUUGUUGCCUUCUCUCCCUCAAACUCAAAUCAAAUCUCCAUCUUCUUCUUCCUCAAUCCUCAUCAACCAACAACAAGGUAAAAGGAGGGAAAUCAAUCAUGGGGAGCAACAAGGCACCGAGUUGGUCUGAUCAAUGGGGAGCGGGUGCUUUUGGGAACGAGGAGCAUGUGGAAGAUGACAAGGCGAAGAAGAGCAUUAGUGGCGGAGGCAGCAGCAGCAAGAAGAUGGCAGCCGGGAUGGAAAAGGCCAAGGCAGCAGCAGCUGUGGGUGCUGACAAAGCUAAGACAGCUGCUGUGGUGGGUGCUCAGAAGGUGAAGAGUGGCACCUCUGCUGGGAUCAAAUGGAUGAAGACUCAGUACCAGAAAAGGACCUCUAAGUGAAGAACUUAUUCUCUGAUCCUUGUAUUUGUUUUGGUACAUACACAUUGAUUCAGUAAAGUUUGUUUCAUAGAGAUAAAGAUUGAUUAUGUUUUGGCUUCCAGUUUUGAGCAUUACAAACAAUCCAGAAUAGCUUAUACUUCUUGUUAUUUCUAUUAUUCAUUUGUUUAUAGAGAAAUGUGGAAUGUUAUGACUUUA
Molecule: messenger RNA, 636 nt
Organism: Lotus japonicus
Lineage: Eukaryota; Viridiplantae; Streptophyta; Magnoliopsida; Fabales; Fabaceae
Exons: 2
Coding region: 160-441 (93 amino acids)
Source: RefSeq, a predicted model, not a curated record